UACGUCCCCCUACCUGAAUCUAGCCCAGUAUGUAUAGAUACUAAAUAUUGUAUUGAUUUAUGUGCCAGUACUUAAAUAAAGCUAAAAAGAUGGUCUUUUUUUCCUAGGUUUCUUGCAACUGGUCAGUCCUAUGCCUCUCUAAACCAUUACUUUUUAUUGGGUAUUUCUACAAUUUCAGAGAUAGUGCAUGAUACAUGCCUUGCCAUAUGGGAAGAGCUGUGUCCAGCAGUGAUGCCAUUACCAGAUGGCAACAUGUGGCGAAGAAUAGCCGAUGGAUUUUGGGAUCGGGCAAACUUUCCAAAUUGUAUCGGAGCUCUUGAUGGAAAGCAUAUCCGUAUCCAAAAGCCUCCACAUUCUGGGUCCAGAUUCCAGAACUAUAAAAAAUAUUUUUCAUUGGUCCUCUUGGCUAUCUGUGACAGCAAUUAUAAAUGUAUCGCUGUGGACAUUGGGGCAUAUGGCAGCAGUUCUGAUUCCAGAGUGUUCCGUGAGUCUGUAAUGGGUAGAAGACUGCGACAAGGCCGAUUUAACUUACCAUCUGAUCAGCCUCUGCCUGGAACUGAAGGACCCGACCUGCCUUUUGUGCUUGUUGCCGAUGAGGCCUUUGCACUUUCUCACUAUCUGCUUAGGCCUUAUGCCAGAAAUAAUCUGGACAACAAGAAGAGGAUCUUCAAUUAUCGCCUGAGCCGCGCAAGACGCCUCAUUGAAUGUUCGUUUGGCAUAUUGUCCAGUAAAUGGCGUGUUUUCCAAACCCCCUUGCAACUCAGUCUUGAGAAUGCAGAGUUGGUAAUCCAGGCCUGCAUAACAUUGUCAGGGAUAAGGAGGGUAUCCACGUUGAGGAAGAGGAAGAGUUCCAUGGCAAUAUCAAUGUAUUUGAAGAAUGCAGUGCAAAUUUCAUUAAUUGUACAAAUAUGUCCAAUACCAUAUGAAAAUAACUUGUUUGGUAUAUUCUGA
This is a messenger RNA of Rana temporaria (common frog), 951 nucleotides long. Its product is annotated as protein ALP1-like. NCBI's taxonomy places the organism in Eukaryota, Metazoa, Chordata, Amphibia, Anura, Ranidae. The transcript has a single exon. The record is from RefSeq and is a predicted model, not a curated record. The coding region runs from base 232 to 951 and encodes 239 amino acids.